Messenger RNA from Bipolaris victoriae FI3, 744 nucleotides. RefSeq lists its product as hypothetical. Lineage: Eukaryota; Fungi; Ascomycota; Dothideomycetes; Pleosporales; Pleosporaceae. The transcript has 2 exons. Gene Ontology annotation, molecular function: FMN binding. The coding region runs from base 1 to 744 and encodes 247 amino acids. The record is from RefSeq and is a predicted model, not a curated record.
AUGUUUUACCGACCGGGCAAGGAAGAUCAUGGGCUACCAUACGAUCCAUUCAAGGCCUGCGUCGUGCCCCGACCCAUCGGCUGGAUCUCGACCCUCUCCCCCACCGGCACCGCAAACCUCGCCCCUUACUCCCAAUUCAACAACCUCACCUUCGACCCCCCCUACGUAAUGUUCAGCGCAAACCAAACUCCCAGCUCCACACAAAAAGACACAGUCCGCAACGUCGAAGCGACCGGGAAAUUCAUCUGGAACCUAGCUACGUACGAGCUGCGCGAGCAAGUCAACAUCAGCGCAGUCCAAGAAGCCUAUGGCGUUGACGAAUUCGAGAAAGCGGGGCUGGAAAAGGAAGGCAGUAAGCUUAGCUCUGUGCGCAUCGCCCCUCGAGAUGGAGCGGAGGCGGCUGGGAAGCACGAGCAGAUGUUUAUCCCAAUGGUAAAGCAGAGUCCCGUCAAAUUCGAGUGCGAGUACCACAGCACGUUGCGUCUCCCAGGAAAUCCGCCAAUGGGGUCUGUAGAUGUGGUUAUCGGGAAGGUGGUUGGCGUGCAUAUUGAUGAGCGCGUGUUGACGGAUGGCAAGAUUGAUGUCAGGAAGACGCAGCCGAUUGCGCGGUGUGGGUAUUACGAGUAUGCGGUUGUGAGGGAGGUGUUUGAAAUGAGGAUUCCUGGGGAGGAUAAGGCGAUUAUGGCGGGGUUGGAGGGGAGUGCGAGGGAGAAUAGGAAGUUGGAUGAUGGGGGUGGGGAGUAG